Cooperia oncophora is the source of this 375-nucleotide messenger RNA. The record is from the annotation of a GenBank genome assembly. NCBI's taxonomy places the organism in Eukaryota, Metazoa, Nematoda, Chromadorea, Rhabditida, Trichostrongylidae.
AUGCCUUAUUGUAGGUCUCAAAACUAUGAAAAGUCUCUUUGUCACGAAGUCAAAAAUCUAUUACAGAUGGCCGAGGCGGAAGACAGCGGUGGGGUGGGCCGACUGUCAAGGCUGGAGGCCAGCUAUCUGGAUGGACCGUCAAAAAGCAGUACCGCACUGUCAUUUGAAGCACUCCUCGACACCCUCAUCUGUUUAUACGAUGAGUGCUGCAGUAGUACAUUGCGAAAGGAGAAGUGUGUAGCCGAAUUUGUUGAGUCUGGUCAGUCAUUACUUCUCUAUUGUUCUUCGAGUUAUUUCUUUUCUGUUUUUUCUUCUGUAAUCUCAAUAUUUAUCGUUUUUAUACAGGUUGUCCCUGGCAGAUAUAUGAUUCAAUAG